AGACAAAAAAAAAAAAAAGAAGAAGAAGAAGAAAAGAAAGUAACCAUUAGUAAUAAGUUAGUGGGUCAAGGUAGGACAUAAUAUAAUGGAGACUGUUUUCCUAGUUUUGUUUUUCUUUUUUUUUUUUUUUUGGUCUUUUUGUCUUUUAUGGCCGCACUGCAGCAUAUGGAGGUUCUCAGCCUAGGGUCAAAUCGCAGCUGUAGCUACUGGCCUACACCACAGCCACAGCAAUGCUGGAUCCUUAACCCACUGAGAAAGGCCAGGGAUUGAAGCUCCAUCCUCAUGGAUACUACUCAGGUUCAUUAACCACUGAGCCACAACAGCAACUCCUGUUUUAACUAGUUUUUUAGCCGUAACAAUAUUUCCUAAUCAUUAACUCUUGAGUCAGUUUUUUGAGACUGAGUUUGGGAGGCUAAAGAAAGUCUUUUACUUCAGAACAUAAGGUCUCAGGGACUCGUACACCAUAUCUGUUGUAAUGUCAGCUAGUGGCUGGACAAGUAUUCAAACCUGUGUCACUCAGGUCCCCCAUGGCUGUCCUUUGGCACGGCCUUACCCUACUUCCAAAAACCAGGCAACUUUGGGCCUGCUGAAGUGCUGUGUGAGCAUGGGCAAGGAUUUGACCUCUCUGUGUUCUGGUUUCUGUAAAAUGGAGCCAGUAGUCGCUUUGACCUCAUGGGAUUCUGGUUAGGAUUCAGUUAAUUCACCAAAGAUUUAGCAGGGAAGUGGCCUGACAGGGAUGUCAUUCAGUCCUGUGAGGAGCAAGUUUGUACUCGGAGAAGUCAAACAUUUCCAGAAGAUCACAAAGCACGUAAGAUUCCACCUAUUUCCACAUUUUGCCAUUACCCGGAGCUGUGGAGGACAGCUGAGUGACUUCCAGCGAGACUCUCUGCCCCCUCCGUAUCCUUUGCAGGGGAAUAGUGGGUAUUUCCUAUUAGUGGCCAAGUUCGCCGCUCAAGUUGGAGGUCCUGCUUCUGCACUGGGUGGCCAGAGAGCCUGACUUUGCCACAGCCUGAGGGGACCCUACGCCAGACUCCCAAGGCCACCUCGGGCCACAGUGCUCAGGGCCAAACUCUACACCUCCUUUGCUCCAAAGUCUGGUCCAGGGCGCACCGCCCACGGCCCUCGCGACUGGCCGCCGGCCCUGCCUGUCUUUGGCUUCGCAGCCAAUCUCCGUCGCCCUCCGGGCUACGCCCUCCGUUCCUCGCUGCCAGUCGCGCCAGCUUCUUUGGAGCCCCGCCCUUUCUCCCAAGCGAUUGGUCCUUGGGGCUGCCCAUCUUCUCCGAGGGCUCCAAUCUUCGCCUGCCUACAGGCCCUCGCCUCCCAGCUCCUCACACCCAGCAGGGCACCCCCGGGACCCGCAGCCUCUCCCAACAGCCCCGCCUCUAUCCCCCAGUUAUUGGCUGCAAGGGCUGCCCGUCCGCUUCAUGCUCACCAAUAUCCGCCGUCUUCAGAGAUGGUUGGCCAGCAGGCAGCCAAUCGGAGUACAGCGUGGAUCCCUCCCGCGGCGCGCGCCGAGAGUGCGCGAGGCGGGGCUGUGGCGGUGGAGGUGGCGGCGGCAGCGGCGGCGGCGACGCUUCCCAGCCGGAGUCUCCCCACCGUCCUGAGCAGGCCUGGAAUGGGUAAUGGUGUGAAGGAAGGCGUGGUGCGUUUGCGUGAGGAUGCUGAGUCUGUCCUGCACUCGCCUGUCUCUUCAAAGAGUGAUCACAGGCAAGUUCUCAGCUCCCUCCUUUCGGGGGCCCUGGCUGGUGCUCUUGCCAAAACAGCAGUAGCUCCCCUGGACCGAACCAAAAUCAUCUUCCAAGUGUCCUCGAAAAGAUUUUCCGCCAAGGAGGCCUUCCGGCUCCUCUACUUCACCUACCUCAACGAAGGCUUCUUCAGCCUGUGGCGUGGAAACUCGGCCACCAUGGUGCGCGUGGUGCCCUACGCCGCCAUCCAGUUCAGCGCGCACGAGGAGUACAAGCGCAUCCUGGGCAGAUACUAUGGCUUCCGCGGAGAAGCUCUGCCCCCUUGGCCCCGCCUCCUCGCGGGCGCACUGGCUGGAACUACGGCUGCCUCGCUGACAUACCCGCUGGACCUGGUCAGAGCAAGGAUGGCCGUGACCCCGAAGGAAAUGUACAGCAACAUCUUUCACGUCUUCAUCCGCAUCUCGCGAGAAGAGGGGCUGAAGACCCUUUAUCAUGGAUUCAUUCCCACUGUGCUGGGGGUCAUCCCUUACGCUGGCCUGAGCUUCUUCACCUACGAGACACUUAAGAGCCUGCACAGAGAGUACAGCGGCCGCCUGCAGCCCUACCCCUUCGAGCGCAUGAUCUUCGGGGCCUGCGCGGGCCUCAUCGGGCAGUCGGCCUCUUACCCGCUGGACGUGGUGCGGCGGCGCAUGCAGACGGCCGGCGUCACAGGCCACCAGCGCACCUCCAUCGUGCGCACCAUGCGUGCCAUCGUGCGGGAGGAGGGCGUGGUGCGCGGCCUCUACAAAGGCCUGAGCAUGAACUGGCUCAAGGGCCCCAUCGCCGUGGGCAUCAGCUUCACCACCUUCGACCUCAUGCAGAUCCUGCUGCGGCACCUGCAGAGCUAGGGGCUGGUGGGGUCGGCUGCUCUCGAGCUUCAGUUCGCGGUGGACCGCUGACCCCUUCUGUUUCGGAGCCUAGGGAAUGAGAGUGCGCCGGGUUCCACCUGGGAGCCGUGCAGAUGCGCCUUGUGGAACAAGCAGGGGGACCUGAAGGGCCUGGGCUCGGUGCACGCCCGUCGGAGGAAAAAGCCAGUGGCCGUUGAAGUUCAUUGUUGGGACUGGGGGGCCGAGGCUCAUGCGCUUUUCUCUAGUAGCCUCAGCAGGGCUGGGGCUGCCCACGGAGGGAAUUAUCUUGAACGCCCUGAGUCAGGAAUGGUCAGAACUGCCUCCUGGGUCCCUCCUGGUGUACUCUGUGACCUUGGACAGACUCUUGGUUCUAGUGACUAGCCCUACUGGGCUCAGAGGCAGACCCCGCCGGCCCCUUCUUGUUCUGAGUCUGUGCUUGUGGGCAGGGGGACGGGGAGCCCCAGGGAGUGUGAGGGAGAGACCAGCCUUCUGCUCAGCUGUGGCUACAAAAUGCAGCCUCUUACCCGCCCUGCCCACCUCGCCUUUCCUGCCUUCUCCACUGCUUCCCAGGUGACACGACUCCUCCAUCCCCAGAGCCUACCGCUCGGGAGCAGCCUUCUCCCAAGAGAGUUCUUCAGAUCCCAUCCUCUAUCGGGGGACACCCCCUGGGAUUGGGUCCUCCCCUCUGUUGCCCCUCUACCUAGUUUGUGAUGUUCCCAGGAGGGUCAUGGCUCUUAUAGGCAACAGAGUUUGAAGAAUCACGGUGAGUUUGGGUUUGAGCAAAACCCAAAAUGGAGUUGGGUUGCCAGGUUGCCUCCUCUUGGCCAGGCUGCUCCCGUUCUCACUCUGCUGGCUGUACUAACGGAGGCUGGGCCCCUGGCCCUGACCCUCUGCCUGUAGGUAUGGGGACUCCUAGGGGGGACCCAUGGCAUCUGGCACGUCCCUGACUCCUCACCUGGGUGGUUACUUGGCUAGAACACGGGACAGUCCUAGGCCCAUGGGGUGGUCUGGGUUCCAGUGACUGGAGAAUAUGGAGGCAGCUGGCAGCCUUGAUUUUCCCACCAAAGUGAGAGCCCCCCAGACAGCGUCUAGCCUGGAGGCGGGAAGCUCAGAAGUGUCAGUGUACCCCAGGGAGCUGGUCUCACAGAGGAGUCUCCCUGGGUCCCGUUGGGUAUCACAGGGACUCGGAAAUACCUGUUUCCUAAUGACAAUGAUGUUUGGAUUUUGAUUGUUUUGUUUUGUUUUUCAAUUUGGCUGGUCCUGGGUCUAGAUACAAUAAACCCUCACCAGUCCAAUCUGAUGCCAAGACCACGGGGCCCAGAGAGUCGGUUUUCACAGUGGCCUCAGUAGCCACGAGGUGUGAAAGGGCUGAGGGGGGCGAUUUACUGCUACAUGCAUUUCCAGUUGUGACUUUCCUUUCCUGCCUUCAUUCUGUCCCUUUUCUGUUUUUUCUUGCCUUAGUUUUGUGGGUGUGAGGCCCCUCUUUCUGUUCUUCCUGCAUGUUUCCACCAGCCAGCCCCCAUCUUGUCCCCAGACUCCUGUUCCUGGGGACCCAAGCAGCCUGUGAUGGCUGUCCUGUUGGGUAGCAUCCAGCCCACCUCCUCUCCCAGCCUUGCCCAUUGCUGAGGGUCCCCAGGUCUCCCCUGAGACCCCUCCCAGGGAGAUGGAACAGGGGCCCUGGGCUCUCUGGGCCAAGCAGCAGGGACUGAGGGUCCACCCCAGGUGGGUGAGACCACAUGGACAGUUGGGCAGCGCCCUCCUUUGAGCUGCAGGCUGGGCAGGAGCAGGGAGGGGUUGCCAGCCCCAGCGUGCCUCCCCAAGGAGGCUCCCAGCCAAGUGGGCCUCAGCAGCACAGCUGCCCCCCCACCCCCAGCCCUGCACACAACUGGCCCAAGCCCCUGGCAGUCACUCCUCUCACUGAUGGCCUGGCCUGGUUUGGAGUUACAUUUUGAUGCCAUGAAGAUACUUUGUUUAUAUAUAAUGUUUAUAUAUUUUAAAGAUUUGUGCCAAGAGAGUAUAUUUAAUAAAAAUUAAAAUGACUUUUUC
Sus scrofa (pig) is the source of this 4618-nucleotide messenger RNA. It is a transcript of the gene SLC25A42, whose product is annotated as solute carrier family 25 member 42. The record is from RefSeq and is a predicted model, not a curated record. NCBI's taxonomy places the organism in Eukaryota, Metazoa, Chordata, Mammalia, Artiodactyla, Suidae. Gene Ontology annotation, biological process: transmembrane transport. Gene Ontology annotation, cellular component: mitochondrial inner membrane.